AUUGUAACCGGAUCCAGGAAAGGUAGCAGGGCAGUGAUACCAAGGAUCGACAUGGCACCGAGCGAGACACAGCUGCCAUUCAUACUCAAGAGAAGACAGUUUCUUGUUCUUCUUUCGUUUCCGAUGACAAUCCACAGGUCACAGGGCCAGUUAUUUGACAAGGUAGGUGUUUAUCUGCACAGCCCAGUCUUUGUGCAUGGUCAGUUGUAUGUAGCUCUGUCGAGAGUGCGCUAUGCAAACGGUCUAAGGGUGUAUGUUGCUGACAAUGGAGACUAA
Molecule: messenger RNA, 276 nt
Organism: Vavraia culicis subsp. floridensis
Lineage: Eukaryota; Fungi; Microsporidia; Pleistophoridae
Exons: 1
Source: RefSeq, a predicted model, not a curated record